Glycine soja is the source of this 931-nucleotide messenger RNA. RefSeq names its product dirigent protein 22-like. The transcript has a single exon. The record is from RefSeq and is a predicted model, not a curated record. Bases 193 to 759 code for a protein of 188 amino acids. Lineage: Eukaryota; Viridiplantae; Streptophyta; Magnoliopsida; Fabales; Fabaceae.
AACAUUAUCAUAGUAUAACGUCUCCAAUCAACUCUCCCAGCAAAGGUGUUGGUUAGGUUGAAUCUCUCAUAGCAAGAGAUGCUCAAACCCAAAUUCACCUACUUCGAUGCUUCCCCCACCUUAUAAAUUCUUGCAUUAAUUUACCACUUUCAUCACCCAAUCCACUUCCUCUAAUUGACACCCACCUAAACCAUGGCUUCCCACUUCCUCAAAUCCCUCCUUCUCCUCUCCACCUAUGCCCUCACCAUCUCAGCAGAAUACACAGGCUUCGUGGGAACACUAGACCCAAAGUCCAUAGGCAUACACCACAAGAAAACCCUAAGCCACUUCAGGUUCUACUGGCACGAAGUCUUCAGCGGAGAAAACCCCACAUCGGUUAGAAUCAUUCCCUCACUCCCCAAAUACAACGCAACCACAACCUUCGGCUCCGUUGGAAUCUUUGACACCCCUUUAACCGUGGGACCUGAGGUGUACUCCAAGGUUGUCGGAAAAGCCGAGGGCUUGUUUGCCUCCACGUCACAAACGCAGUUUGACCUGUUACUGAUUUACAACUUCGCGUUGACCCAAGGGAAGUACAACGGCAGCACCAUCACGUUCACGGGGAGGAGCCCCCUCUCGGAGAAGGUGAGGGAGCUGCCCAUUGUUGGUGGUAGUGGGGUCUUCAAAUUUGCCACUGGGUAUGUUGAGUCUAGGACGCUAAGUUUUGAUCCCCAAACAAGGAAUAACACGGUUCAGUUCGACGUGUAUAUUUACUAUUGAUGAUUAUUGAAUGUGUUUUUUUCAUGUUGAUGCGUUAUCGCUUUGGUCUGUCUCACCUAGUUUCUACAUAAGUUUCCUCUUUUGAGGGCAUGUGGUGUCAUGGAAUAAAGUCAUCUUUGGGCAAAUUAAGUUUGAUCAUGAUAAAUAUUAUCCAUUCAUUUUCACUUUCGUA